Saccostrea echinata is the source of this 777-nucleotide messenger RNA. RefSeq lists its product as uncharacterized. Bases 17 to 610 code for a protein of 197 amino acids. The record is from RefSeq and is a predicted model, not a curated record. NCBI's taxonomy places the organism in Eukaryota, Metazoa, Mollusca, Bivalvia, Ostreida, Ostreidae. The transcript has 5 exons.
UUCCAAGGCUGCUAUCAUGAAGUGUGCUUGGUUCUUUAUUGCAACAUUCCUCUUUAAUGCCUGUUUCACUAAUGCUACCGAAAAGAAAUGUAAUGAAGUACGAUUUGGCAAUGGAAAGUAUGACGUUAAGAAUGAAUGCUGGGAGAAAGAGCCUACAAAGCCGAACCUGGCGGUCCGUUCUGACUGUCAAUCUCUGACGAUCAGGAGAAAAAUUCUUCGUGCUUUAAAGUGCAGACCAGGAAUAAAGAAGUUUCUUGAUCAAAAAUCGUUGGACUGUGAACCAAGCAAAGUGUCAGAUAUUGGACUGACAAACGUUUGCCCACACAAAUUUGAGUACGUAACAAGGGUAGCUAGGAACAGUAAAUCAUGCUACGUCGUAUUUCCUCAUCGGCAGUGUGUAACAUACGCAAAAUGUGAAAACAAACGGGGUUGCUCGAAGAAUGCCUCUGUAACAAGUGCUUGUCUGCCUGACCGGCACCGCUUCUUCAAUGUCUGGUUGUUCUGUCCUGACGAUCAUCGAUUUGAACUGGAAACCUUGGAGUUGCCUCAGUGUUGUACAUGCAGAGAAUACAAACUCUGCGCUGCUGAGAGCGCCGAAGCACAGAGAUGAGAUGUUGUUUUUGUCUUCAAAAUAUGCAGUAUAGGAUGAAAUUGAGGCAAUGAAAUAAGUUAAAAUUGAUACAGAUGUUGACAUCUCAUUUUUUGUAACAGCACAUAUACAAUAUUACACAUGUUCUUAUGCUGUUUAUAUAGUUGUGAAAUAAAACAUCAACAUUU